Ziziphus jujuba (common jujube) is the source of this 767-nucleotide messenger RNA. Its product is annotated as large ribosomal subunit protein eL14z. NCBI's taxonomy places the organism in Eukaryota, Viridiplantae, Streptophyta, Magnoliopsida, Rosales, Rhamnaceae. Gene Ontology annotation, molecular function: RNA binding; structural constituent of ribosome. Gene Ontology annotation, biological process: translation; ribosomal large subunit biogenesis. Bases 140 to 544 code for a protein of 134 amino acids. The record is from RefSeq and is a predicted model, not a curated record. Gene Ontology annotation, cellular component: ribosome; cytosolic large ribosomal subunit. The transcript is spliced from 5 exons.
AUAGUCUUGAGCGCAUCUGAUCACCUCGCCGGCAAGAGAAAACCCUUUAUCUAACCCUUGCAAACCCUAGAUCUUACCUCCUUCUCAAUUCGCUGUCUGCCACCUCCUCUUUUAUCCCGGCUACUGAGAUCCCCCGAAAAUGCCGUUCAAGAGGUAUGUGGAGAUCGGACGAGUUGCUCUCGUAAACUACGGAAAAGAUUAUGGGAGGCUUGUUGUUAUCGUCGACGUUAUCGAUCAAAAUAGGGCUCUUGUUGAUGCCCCUGAUAUUGUAAGGACCCAAAUGAACUUCAAAAGGCUUUCUCUCACAGAUAUCAAAAUUGAUAUCAACAGGGUUCCUAAGAAGAAAACUCUGGUUCAGGCCAUGGAGGCAGCUGAUGUGAAGAACAAAUGGGAGAGCAGUUCCUGGGGCAGAAAGCUGAUUGUGCAAAAAAGAAGAGCUUCGCUGACCGACUUCGACAGGUUUAAGCUCAUGCUGGCAAAGAUAAAGAGGGGUGGAAUCAUCAGGCAGGAGCUGGCAAAGCUCAAAAAGGGGAGUGCAGCAUGAGUUUGUACUUUUUUGUUAUUCCAGCUUUUUUUUCAAGUGGUUCUCAGUUCUGGAUAGUUUUCUAUAUUGUACUGAUAGGUAGAAGGAACCAUUGAUUCUUGGGACUUCUAUUUAAAUCAUUAUUUUGACAGUUUAGUUCUACAAAGGAUAUCUUUUAAAGGUUUUCAUAGCCUGCAUUUUGCCUGAUACAUAUGACGUAGCUUGCUCCAUGCAUCUUGUCUGA